AGUCUGGUACGAAAUAGCCAUUGGUAGAGAUAUCAUUCUCGUAAAUCCAAUGCGCAAAUAUUUUACUGUUAUUGAAUUUUUCAAUAUCGGCAGUCGUAAACCUAAAGAGAGGGCCGAUGAAAGCCGCUUGUGCGACAAAAAUUUUGUUCUCUCUCUGUUGAUUUUAAUACAACUAUUUUGCCGUAGUCUACCGCCAAGCCAAGUUCUUUUGUCUCAUAUAUCUCAUAAAGCGAACCGCAGUUUACCACGUACUGAUAUACUUGUGUUGGCAGUAUGAGCACAUAAAACGGCUAUCAUGAAUCGUGUACGACAAAAACAGCCUCUUUACGAGUACUUCUUGAUUAUAAAGAUGCAAUCUAUAGGUAAGUUAGCUCUGUCACAGAGUUACUAGUUCACAUUAUUAUUAGAUGACAUCCCUGAAGCUUAUCUAGAAACGAUCUAUCCCGUGCGAGAUAUUCCCAAAGAUGAACAGCCCGUGAUCAGCAAUGCAAGCGAAUUUUGUUUCCCGGACAAAAACUCUUUCCCUAAGCUUAAAAUGUCUGAAAGUAACAAGAGGUUUACUUUUACUGUAACUAAACUCGAGGGUCAAAAACGGUUUGGAUAUUGCCGCCGUCAUCUUAUCGGCUUUAAUCUGGCAAUUAAGCGCUGGCCUAUUUGUUUCUGCAUUAUAAGCAGCCACUACUCUCAUGUCUUUUUCUAUAGGAUUCUCGAUGAAUUGAUUAAUUUGGAUACAAAUUCUGUCCUCCAACUGGUCACACAGCUUAGAAGUCGCGAAUUCCCCCUACCAGGUGAGUCUGUUUGCACAAGCAUAACCAUUAAUCCAAUGGUUCAUGAAACCAGAGUAUUCAACUUCGAUCGACCCCUGCAGGACACUUCUCUUUCUGGCUUUGCCGACUUCAAGUUGCUCUUCAAAUACCUCGAUCCGUUCACCAUCGUUGCAAUCAUCAUCGCACUUUUAGCGGAAAGAAGGAUGAUCUUCUUCUGUAAAAAUUUGUCUGUUUUGACGAGCUGCCUCCAGGCAUGUAUCUCUAUAAUCUACCCCUUUGUAUGGCAACAUGUUUUCAUUCCGGUUCUUCCGUCGAAGAUGAUGAAUUUUGUGUGCGCACCUGUACCCUUUGUCAUAGGCAUUAUAGCGAACCUGCUAGGCGAGCUGCAGUCAGUAGCCUCCAGUAUGGAAGAAGUCAUGAUAAUCGACAUUGAUGCUUCAACUAUCUCUCCACCCCCCACUGACAUUUUUUUGCUUCCAGAAAAAAUUUUGAUCAAUUUUCUGUGUUCGGUUUCUAAAAUGAAGCAACUUACAGCUCAUUCCCAACGGAAUGUCUUUUCAGACAUCGAGCAAAAAUUCAAAAGCAUGGUGGACAGCACGAGCUCCAAGUCCAAGAGGAGCGAGGGACAAGAUAACCUGGCACAGUAUAUCCAGGAAAACUUCAGACUCGAUGAAAGGUCAGCUGGAGAUUUAGAGACGCAAGAGAUAGAAGCCAUUAUUAACAACUUUUUUUACGAAAUAUUCAGUCAUUACACCAAAUUUAUUACGGAGUCCUCCUUCGACAGGCAGGGAUUCAUUGAGUACCGCAAAAACUUGAGGCCUUUACUAGAAAUCAUAGCAGGAUCGCAGCUCUUCGAGCAGUUUAUAGUACAGACACAGCUCAUCUUGGCAUCCUCGCGCAAAUCUGGCAAAAAGCUGCCAUUUAGCGAACCUUCACAGCCUCCUUUCAACAUGAAAUCUGACUACGAGGCCAAUCCUCGAGCCUCCAUAAACAUAACUAAGCUAAAGCCCACCGCCAUUGACCUAGACAGCAUUUUUAUUAGAGAAGGAUUUUUAAAGAAGUAUGGUAAAGGAAUCAAAGGAACUGCUUGGGCACGGUGGAAGGAAGGCAAGGACUAUUACAAAGGAUCCGACGAUAAUUCCAAAGGAACGUUUCAGCAGCGCUAUUGGCGUCUUGGCCACAACUAUUUUUCUUAUUACAAAAAGAAAAAUACAAUUUUGCCUGCUGGAGCCAUCAUGCUUAAGCACAUUUCACAUAUCAAGAUAGUUGAAUUUAAAGGAAUCCAAGGAUGUAUGGAAAUUAACACCGAUACACGAAAAUACAUUUUAUACUCAGAGGAUAUAAACAACAUUUUGUAUUGGAUACAUUUAUUAGAAUGGAGAAUCAAAGUGGCAACAAACCAGGGCGCGAAGAAAUAGAUCUUCUCGCAUGUUUUUCGAGCUGCAAUAUAAACCGACUAUUAUAUAUAGAUGUAAUGAAUAUCUCACUCAUUUAUUGUCUUCAG
Molecule: messenger RNA, 2271 nt
Organism: Schistocerca gregaria
Lineage: Eukaryota; Metazoa; Arthropoda; Insecta; Orthoptera; Acrididae
Product: DENN domain-containing protein 2A-like
Exons: 2
Coding region: 536-2185 (549 amino acids)
Biological process (GO): endocytosis; endocytic recycling
Cellular component (GO): cytosol; intracellular membrane-bounded organelle
Molecular function (GO): phosphatidylinositol phosphate binding; guanyl-nucleotide exchange factor activity
Source: RefSeq, a predicted model, not a curated record